Impatiens glandulifera is the source of this 1081-nucleotide messenger RNA. RefSeq lists its product as uncharacterized. The transcript is spliced from 6 exons. The record is from RefSeq and is a predicted model, not a curated record. Gene Ontology annotation, cellular component: cytosol. NCBI's taxonomy places the organism in Eukaryota, Viridiplantae, Streptophyta, Magnoliopsida, Ericales, Balsaminaceae. Gene Ontology annotation, biological process: protein folding; positive regulation of ATP-dependent activity. Gene Ontology annotation, molecular function: protein-folding chaperone binding; ATPase activator activity. The coding region runs from base 204 to 827 and encodes 207 amino acids.
UCUCUCUCGGGUCAAAUCCACACCCUGUUGGAACCUUCGCGAUACUCUCCAGAUCCCUCUCUGCAAGAUUUGCAACCAAUUCGAGACAUUCUUCAAUAAAGUGAAAUCUUCAAAGGAGCCAAAAAGAUCAAUUUCUUCUUCUUCUUCCGAUACCUACUCAUCAGAUUACAGGGUUAGAAUAAAAACGGUUAAGAAUAGGAGAAAUGGAAGUCAAUACGGUGUCGGAGAAUGAGGCUGCUGCCGCCGCUGCCGCCGCCGCCGCACCGGCGUCAUAUAGAUAUUGGGUCAGGGAAUCGAAAGAAGACGCAGCGCCACUUCCAGUUCCUAAGAAACUUACACCUGAGGAUGUAUCCAACAACUCUCAGCCUCCUACCCAUCUGGGUUCCGUUUGGAACAGGGCAGGAACAUGGGAGGAGAAGAAUCUUAACAAAUGGGCAAGUGACAGGAUUAAGGAGUUGUUAAGCUCUAUAGGGUCCUUGGAAUUCUCUGAUGGGAAAGCUGAAAUAGAAGAAAUAACCAAAUGCUCUGGAGAUGCAUUUGUGGUUACUGUGCGGAACAAGAAACGCGCUGGUUACACUUAUGAAUUGUCAUUAAGAAUCAAAGGGGAAUGGCUUAUCAAGGAAGAGAAAAAGAGUGUGAAAGGAUAUAUUGAUGUUCCAGAGUUCUCAGUUGGUGAGCUCGACGACUUACAGAUUGAGACGAGAUUGAGCGAGGAGAAAGAUCUUAUUCAUCAAGAAAAGGUCAAAAUCAGUCAUGAUCUGAAGCUUUUCCUGCAGCCUCUUCGCGAGAAACUUCACCAAUUUGAACAAGAACUUAAAGAAAGGUGAAAAAGUGCAAUUCAAAUGUCACAAAAUCUGGAAAGCAGACUAAUUGAUAUUUGUGCAAUUGCAUUUUUUCUGCUUCUAGUUCUUAGCAGGAUAAUAUUUGUGUACUCUAUGAUCUAUUGUGUUUCCAUUGUUUCAAUCUUGAGACAAUUGUUUCUCACUGCUAUGACCGAAACAAAUACAUUCUAUUAAAGACUUUUUUUAGGCAUUUUUCUUUUGUUGGACAGAAAUUAAUAUACUAUUUAGUUGUGUUUUUA